CCGAAGCUGCUGCUGCUGCCCUUGUUGCUGCUGCUGUUCAACCAGACUCCUCCCCAGGGCAGCCCUGGACCGCUGCAGUGCCACGGCGUCGGGCCCUUGGGCGACUUGAACUGCUCGUGGGACCCUCUGGGGGACCUGGGAGCGCCCUCCACGCUGCACCUCCAGAGCCAGAAGUACCAUUCCAAAAGAAACUGGACGGUGGCACUGUCAGCAGGGCAGAGCUGGGUGACCAUUCCACGGGAACAGCUCACCUCGUCUGAUGAACUCCUUGUCUGGGGGACUGAGGGGGGCCGGCCUCUCUGGCCCCCAGUCUUUGUGAACCUGGAAACUCAAAUGAAACCAGACGCCCCCCGGCUCUGCCCUGAUGUGGACUUUUCAGACGAUGACCCCCUGGAGGCCACUGUCCAGUGGACCCCACCUGCGUGGCCGCCCCAUAAGGUUCUGGUAUGCCAGUUCCACUACCGAAGAUGCCAGGAGAUGGCCUGGACCCUGCUGGAAGCAGAACUGAAGUCCAUACCCCUGACCCCUGUUGAGAUCCAGGACCUGGCGCUAGCCACUGGCUACGAGGUGUCUGGCCGCUGCCGAAUGGAGACAGAAGAGGACCUGUGGGGCGAGUGGAGCCCCAUUCUGUCCUUCCAGACUCUGCCCUCUGAUGUGUGGAUAUCGGGAAACCCCUGUGGGACACCAGGCGGACAAGAACUUCUGCUUCUGUGGAAGGCCCCGGGGCACUGCGUGCAAGCCAGCUACAGAGUCUGGUUCCAGGUGGAAGGUCAGGAGCGGAUCCAGGAGGGGACCCCCUGCUGCAGCUCCUCCCUCCCCCCCCAGGCCGAGUGGGCCGCGGUGUCCGUCAGCGUCAACGCCGCGAGCGGGGAGCCGCUCACCAACCUCUCUUUGGCCUGCUUGGGUCCAGGCUCUGCCCCCCGUGGCGUGGUGGUCAGCAGCAUUGCUGGGAGCACAGGGCUGCUGGUGACUUGGCGACAGGGGCCCGGGGAGCUGCGGGAGCAUGUGGUGGACUGGGCUCGAGACGGGGACCCCCUGCGGAACCUCAGCUGGGUCCGGCUUCCCCCCGGGAACUUCAGCGCUCUCCUGCCAGGGAACUUCGAAGCGGGGGUCCCCUACCGAGUCACGGUGACGGCGGUGUCGCCUGGCGGCGUGGCCCCUGCGCCCUCGCUCUGGAUGUUCAGAGAGGAACUGGCACCCACGGCGGGGCCCGCGCUGUGGCGACUCCAGGAUGCCCCCCCGGGGACCCCCGCCGUGGCGUGGGGAGAGGUCCCCAGGCGCCAGCUCCGGGGCCAUCUUACCCACUACACCCUGUGCUCGCAGAGUGAGACCGGGCCUUCUGUCUGCGCGAAUGUGAGUGGCACCACCCGGAACAGCACCCUGCCCGACCUUCCCUGGGGUCCCUGUGAGCUGUGGGUGACAGCGUCCACCAUUGCAGGACAGGGCCCACCAGGUCCCAGCCUCCGACUUCACCUUCCAGAUAACACCCUGAGGUGGAAAGUCCUGCCAGGCGUCCUGCUCCUGUGGGGCCUGCUCCUGACCUGCUGUGGCAUGCGCCUCGCCACCUCUGGAAGGUGCCUGCACCUGCGGCACAAGGUGCUGCCCCGCUGGGUCUGGGAGAAGGUGCCCGACCCUGCCAACAGCAGCUCCGGCCAGCCCCACGUGGAGGACGUGCCCCAGGCCCAGCCCCCGGGGGACUCGCCCAUCCUGGAAGUGGAGGAGGUGGAGCCGCUCCCGGUUAUGGAGCCCCCGCAGGCCUCCACCCCACUGGACUCUGGGUAUGAGAAACACUUCCUGCCCACACCCGAGGACCUGGGCCUCAUGGGCCCCCCACCCGGCCCCAGGUUCUGGCUUGAACUCACCCCAGGCCGAGAGAGGGGUGCUCAUUUGACAGAUGAAGACACUGAGGCUCAGAGAGGCUGAGUCACUUGCCUGAGGACACCCAGCCAGGAAGGGCUGAGAUUGAAGGACGCCUACAGAGAAGGGCCUGGCCCUCCAGGGAAUAUAUGGAUGGAUAAGGGAGCAAAGGGAAAUACAUGAAAUCCAGAAGGGCAGCUGCCUCCCCACGUCUGUCCUGCUGCUGUGACAGGACUGCAGCCGGGCGCGCUCCCGCCCUCCCUUGCAGCUCGGUGCGGCCACGGACCGA
Ceratotherium simum simum (southern white rhinoceros) is the source of this 2146-nucleotide messenger RNA. It is a transcript of the gene IL27RA, whose product is annotated as interleukin 27 receptor subunit alpha. Gene Ontology annotation, molecular function: interleukin-27 receptor activity; protein binding. The record is from RefSeq and is a predicted model, not a curated record. Lineage: Eukaryota; Metazoa; Chordata; Mammalia; Perissodactyla; Rhinocerotidae.